CACCAAGCAACACAGAAUGUCCAGGAACAACAUCAAACAAGUGUGGGCUCUGCUCCUGGUCUUGUUGUGUGUUGAACUGCACGGCGGUGGCACGUUGAGCGCGGCGCCGAUCUGUUCCCAAGGCCAGGCAGGGUGCCACGUCCCCUCCCUGGCGGACCUCUUUGACCGGGUCAUUCAACACAGUGCCAGGAUGCACAGCAUCUCCAGUGACCUGCACUCUGAAUUCGAGCAAUACUUUGUGCCCAACAAAAACCACAUUGGCAGGAUAAACCACAACUGCCACACAUCCACCAUAUUAACCCCAAAUGGGAAACAGAAUGCACAGAGACUGGCGAGGGAGGAGCUGACAGAGGUGAUUCUGAAGCUGCUGGUGGCGUGGAGGGACCCCCUUUGGCACUUCCACCAGAGCAUGGCCCACCAGGAUGACUUCAACAACUUCAGCUCCAACAAAGCCCUGGAGAUGAGCGACAUGGUGCUCGACCUCCACAGGGGAGUGGAGAAGGUGGCCGAUAGGCUGCAGAAUCUGGGCAUGAUCAGUAACUCCCUGAACGGCAGGUCCUCUCCCGAGGCCAUGGUGCCGUGGUCAGACACCAGCGGAGAGUCCAGGGCCAUUAGCGACCACAACCUUCUCUACUGCUUCAAAAGGGACUCCAACAAGGUCCAGAACUACUUGAAGAUUUUGAAGUGCAGGAUCGUACCGGAGAAUGGAUGCUAACUGGCCGAGACAAGACGAGAGUGUGGUGUGGUAGAUGAUGAUAGUUGGGCCGAUCAAAGAUAUGGGACACAGCGUGAAUGGACUGCCAAUAAGAUGGAUAAUUUAACUGAGAAUGCAGGACUUUACUCCAGCCGGUCUUGAAGAGUUUUGCCUGACAACUGACCUUAACUUCCACCAAUGACAAUUUCCUUAUGUCAUCUUUAUUUUUUCAUAGUAUGUAGGUUCUUGAUAAUGAAACUUGAAUUUGCUCUCAGAGUUCAGGGGUCAAAACCUGUGUAGAAUAUCACCUUUAUGUUUAUAGCCGAUAUACAUAUUUUUUGCUAGAAUUAUACAUUUUUAAGGAGAAGGGCUGUACUAAGUUAUUGUUUUGUUUUUCAAGUAUGAGACCAACAUGCCAACAUGCUUUAAAAUAAACUAAUAGUGACAGCAAAACUCAGAACUACAAA
This is a messenger RNA of Esox lucius (northern pike), 1161 nucleotides long. RefSeq names its product prolactin 2 (gene prl2). Gene Ontology annotation, cellular component: extracellular region. NCBI's taxonomy places the organism in Eukaryota, Metazoa, Chordata, Actinopteri, Esociformes, Esocidae. Gene Ontology annotation, molecular function: hormone activity. The coding region runs from base 17 to 715 and encodes 232 amino acids. The transcript is spliced from 5 exons. Gene Ontology annotation, biological process: response to nutrient levels; positive regulation of receptor signaling pathway via JAK-STAT. The record is from RefSeq and is a predicted model, not a curated record.